Molecule: messenger RNA, 1150 nt
Organism: Drosophila eugracilis
Lineage: Eukaryota; Metazoa; Arthropoda; Insecta; Diptera; Drosophilidae
Gene: mRpL44
Product: 39S ribosomal protein L44, mitochondrial
Exons: 2
Coding region: 58-1026 (322 amino acids)
Biological process (GO): RNA processing
Molecular function (GO): double-stranded RNA binding; ribonuclease III activity
Source: RefSeq, a predicted model, not a curated record
CACUGGAUCCCACGCGCAAAAUAAUAUUCGUUAAUUAUUUCUAAGAUCGAUCCAAAGAUGUCUUUUUUGCGCAGUGUGGCCGGUGUUUUGGGUCGUGCUAAGCCCCUAGAAAGCUCUACCACAGGACUGCAAGCCCGGCGCCAUAUCAAACGCUGGGUCUCGCCGACGUUACGUGAACUCGCACACCGGCAGAAAAAACUGGGUCCGCAGAAACCGGAGGCGCGUUCCGGAUUCGUGGAGUGGAACCAGCGCUCUGAACUGUUCGCCUUUGGAAAGCGGUUAGGCGAAUCCUUCGAGCUUUCCCAGCUGCAGCGAGCCUUCACAGAAAAAUCCUUCGCUCGGCGUGAGGAGGAUCGUCGACGACAGCUGGGCAUUGAGGAGGCUGACCUCCAGAUGCUCGACAACAGCGAUCUUGUCGAGAAGGGUCAGCAUAUCGCCAAAGCCUACGUGGAGGCCUUCUUGCAGCACCAGCUUCCGAAGUUACCCAAAGAAGGACUCCAGGCAAUCACCAGCUUUUUGCUCAGCACUGAAAACCUGGCUCGCGUGUCCUUCCAUCUGGGCACCAAAGAUCUGAUUAACUCAACAGAGUAUCCGCCCUCAAACGAAAGUCUGGCCCAAUCUCUCCAGGCGGUCAUCGGAGCCCUGGCCGAUUCCAGUGGUAUUGAGAGGGCUUUCCUUUUUGUCCGCGAUUUCAUCUGCACUCAACUGAAUCAAAAAGAUUUGUUGGAUGUGUGGACACCGCAGGAACCACUACAGCUGCUCGAUAAUAUUUGCAAAGAGCGAAAGCUGGGGGAAGUAGAACCUCGCCUGCUCGGAGAUUGCGGCAAGAACACAGUACUGGCCGCCUACCAGGUGGGCAUUUAUGCUAACCGGCAGUUGCUGGGAAAGGGAUUUGGAGAGGACUUGAAAACAGCCACUGAAACGGCGGCCAUCGAUGCUUUGCAGAGCAUAUUCGAUACCCACGACAACCGACGACCCUUUGACUUCUCCAUACAGCUAGAGGCUAAGAACGUACGACUGGGUUGAGAAACGAAACGGGAUCUGCGUCCUAGUUGAUUAUUGUAAUUUGCACUAAACACAUGUACGCAUGCAUUGUCAGAGAAGUUUGCGUUUUAAAAUCAUUUAACUACGGCUUAACAACUGCCACUUA